Messenger RNA from Dendronephthya gigantea, 723 nucleotides. Its product is annotated as EGF-like repeat and discoidin I-like domain-containing protein 3. The record is from RefSeq and is a predicted model, not a curated record. Bases 1 to 723 code for a protein of 240 amino acids. Lineage: Eukaryota; Metazoa; Cnidaria; Anthozoa; Malacalcyonacea; Nephtheidae. Gene Ontology annotation, molecular function: calcium ion binding. The transcript is spliced from 6 exons.
AUGGAGCUUUUCGAUAAUGUUUCUCGCAGGAAUAUUGAUCCUAUGAUCAUGGCACGCUAUGUGAGAUUUUUACCACUGGAAUUUAACAUCGAGGCAGUGGUGAGGUUGGAGUUCUAUGGUUGCAACGGAGUUCAUUACUGUCUACGAAACCCUUGUCUAAAUGGUGGAAUAUGUAAUGAAAUAUUACCCGCUAGUUACGAGUGCAUCUGUGCUGCCGGUUAUACUGGACCGCACUGCGAAGUCGAACAGUUAUGUGCAACAUCACCUUGUAACUAUGGAGGAACUUGUUUCGAAACAGACGAUAGCUAUAUCUGUCGAUGUACGGAAUAUUAUAGUGGUCCAAACUGUGAUAAACAUUGUAGUGUAUUCGACGCGGUUGGUAUCGCAGACGAGUCUAAAAUACUAGAUGCCAAAAUCACUGCAUCCAGUUCACAACGUGACACAUUUGGCCCGAGUAUUGCUACUCAAGGCAAGCCGAAUUCGGAAGACACCUUCGUCAAAACAUACUCAAUCUCGUAUUCAUUGGAUGGAAACAACUUCGUUAAUUACACAGAAAACGGGACAGCAAAGAUAUUUACAGGGAAUACGGAUGGAAAUACUGUUGUAGAAAACGAUUUUUCUUUUCGUUUCUCCGCAAUAUUCGUAAAAGUUCACCCAAAGACAUCAGGAAAUGGAGGAGCUGGACUGAGAAUGGAACUUUAUUCCUGUAAAAGCCGUAAGUAG